GGCAGUGACUGAAGAUUCCACGUGAAUGAGAAAAUUCGCAGUUAUGUUCUCUGCACUCUCCUCUCUUUCUCUUUCUAUCUAUUCUCCUCUAUCGUUUCGCCACUCAUCUAACGCGCGCCCCGCCACCUUCUUGCGCUUCAACUUCUGCUUCAGGGCAAUGGCGUCUCAUGUGGUUGGAUAUCCUCGUAUGGGGCCAAAAAGAGAGCUUAAGUUUGCUUUGGAAUCUUUUUGGGAUGGGAAGAGUGGUUCUGAGGACUUGGAGAAGGUUGCAGCUGAUCUCAGGGCAUCCAUUUGGAAGCAGAUGGUUGAUGCUGGUAUAAAAUACAUUCCAAGCAAUACAUUCUCAUACUAUGACCAAGUGUUGGAUGCAACAACUAUGUUAGGUGCAGUUCCCCCAAGAUAUGGUUGGAAAGGCGGUGAGAUUGGGUUUGAUGUCUACUUUUCAAUGGCCAGGGGUAAUUCUGCUGUGCCUGCCAUGGAAAUGACCAAGUGGUUUGACACCAAUUACCACUACAUUGUUCCUGAGUUGGGACCAGAUGUUAAGUUCUCUUAUGCAUCUCACAAGGCUGUAAAUGAAUACAAGGAGGCUAAAUCUCUUGGAGUUGAUACAAUCCCAGUCCUCAUAGGUCCAGUUUCCUACCUGUUGUUGUCUAAACCAGCAAAGGGUGUUGAAAAGACGUUUUCUCUUCUAAACCUGAUUGACAGUGUACUUCCUGUCUACAAGGAAGUUGUUGCUGAAUUGAAGGCGGCUGGUGCCUCUUGGAUUCAGUUUGAUGAGCCUAGCCUUGUCCUGGAUCUUAGUUCUGACCAAUUACAAGCGUUUUCUCAUGCCUACUCACAACUAGAGUCAUCUGUAACUGGUUUAAAUGUUCUCAUUGAGACAUACUUUGCUGAUGUUCCUGCCGAAGCUUUCAAAAUGAUGACUACUCUGAAGGGUGUUACUGCAUUUGGGUUUGAUCUAGUGCGUGGAUCAAAAACCGUUGAUUUAAUCAAGGACAGGUUUCCUUCGGGAAAAUAUCUUUUUGCUGGGGUUGUUGAUGGAAGGAAUAUUUGGGCUAAUGACCUUGCUACAUCUCUCAGUAUCUUGCAAGGUCUUGAAAACAUAGUGGGAAAAGACAAGCUCGUUGUCUCUACCUCCUGCUCGCUGCUCCACACUGCAGUUGAUUUAGUGAACGAAACUAGUAUGGAUGAAGAAAUUAAGUCAUGGCUUGCAUUUGCUGCCCAGAAAUUGAUUGAAGUCAAUGCCUUGGCAAAGGCUUUGAAAGGCCAGAAAGACGAGGCAUUCUUCUCUGCUAAUGCUGCAGCCCAUGCUUCAAGAAAAUCCUCUCCCAGAGUGAUUAAUGAGGAUGUCCAGAAGGCCGCCGCUGCUUUGAGGGGCACUGACCACCGAAGAGCUACAGGUGCGAGCGCAAGGUUGGAAUCUCAAAAAAGAAAGCUGAAUCUUCCUCUUCUUCCAACCACUACCCUUGGAUCUUUCCCCCAAACAUUGGAGAUCAGAAAAAUCCGCAGAGAAUACAAGGCUAACAAAAUCUCUGAGGAAGAAUAUGUCAAGGCCAUUACAGAGGAAAUCAACAAAGUAGUGAAACUUCAGGAAGAGCUAGACAUUGAUGUUUUGGUGCAUGGAGAGCCAGAGCGAAACGAUAUGGUUGAAUACUUUGGUGAGCAGUUGUCCGGCUUUGCUUUUACUGCAAAUGGAUGGGUUCAAUCUUAUGGAUCCCGCUGUGUUAAGCCACCUAUCAUCUAUGGUGAUGUCAGUCGCCCUAAACCCAUGACUGUCUUCUGGUCAUCAGUGGCUCAGAGCAUGACUAAGCGCCCAAUGAAGGGAAUGCUUACUGGCCCUGUUACCAUUUUGAAUUGGUCCUUCGUCAGAGAUGACCAACCUAGGUUUGAAACUUGUUAUCAGAUUGCAUUGGCUAUCAAGGAUGAGGUUGAAGAUCUGGAGAAGGCUGGCAUUGGUGCUAUCCAAAUCGAUGAGGCUGCUUUGAGAGAGGGUUUGCCGCUCAGAAAGUCUGAGCAAGCUUUCUACUUGGACUGGGCUGUGCAUUCGUUCAGGAUAACCAACUGUGGCGUCCAAGACACUACCCAGAUUCACACACACAUGUGCUACUCAAACUUCAAUGACAUCAUCCAUUCAAUCAUAGAUAUGGAUGCUGAUGUGAUCAGCAUCGAGAACUCCAGGUCCGAUCAGAAGCUUCUUUCAGUUUUCCAAGAGGGCGUGAGAUACGGUGCAUGUAUCGGCCCCGGUGUGUAUGACAUCCAUUCACCCAGAAUCCCAUCAACAGAUGAAAUUGCUGAGAAGAUCAAUAAGAUGCUCACGGUCUUUGCUACCAAUAUCCUUUGGGUCAACCCCGACUGUGGCCUCAAGACACGCAAGUACACCGAAGUCAAACCUGCACUUAGCAAUAUGGUUGCAGCGGCUAAGCUCCUUCGCGCACAGCUCACGAGCUACAAGUGAGUGAACAAGUCAGUCACGUUAGAAGCUUAAUACAUGAAACUGAUCAAGCUAGGCUGCGCCCUCCAAGUGAGUUCAUUUUUCUUAUACGUGAGAAUAGCUUAGAAGUUAGAAUGCUUUCUCGAUAACGAAUUAUACUUAAUAUACCUCUGAAAAUUUUUGUUCAGUUCAAUUGUGAUCCUGUUAUGAUGGCACUGAUGGGCUGUUGUAAUCUUCCUUUUCAUAAUAAAUGCCUUGUAAUUUUACUAUGCUC
Messenger RNA from Ipomoea nil (Japanese morning glory), 2705 nucleotides. RefSeq names its product 5-methyltetrahydropteroyltriglutamate--homocysteine methyltransferase. The record is from RefSeq and is a predicted model, not a curated record. Bases 26 to 2455 code for a protein of 809 amino acids. Lineage: Eukaryota; Viridiplantae; Streptophyta; Magnoliopsida; Solanales; Convolvulaceae. Gene Ontology annotation, molecular function: zinc ion binding; 5-methyltetrahydropteroyltriglutamate-homocysteine S-methyltransferase activity. The transcript has 12 exons.